This is a messenger RNA of Limulus polyphemus (Atlantic horseshoe crab), 1430 nucleotides long. Its product is annotated as probable pathogenesis-related protein CaO19.6200. NCBI's taxonomy places the organism in Eukaryota, Metazoa, Arthropoda, Merostomata, Xiphosura, Limulidae. Gene Ontology annotation, cellular component: extracellular region. The record is from RefSeq and is a predicted model, not a curated record. Bases 158 to 1219 code for a protein of 353 amino acids. The transcript is spliced from 5 exons.
AAAAUAUCGUAGAGAGCGGAUCAGGAAUUUUCUUUUCCAGGGAGAGUUCACGCACGAAAAUCACGUGGAGUUGUCAUACCACUACACGACUAACAGAUAGCAGGAAACGUCCGAGUCAGGCAAUCACAAACUCAAAAGAAAUACUGUCCAAUCGAUAAUGUCGGACCAAGGAUGGUCUCAGACCAAUAAAACUGUCGUCAAAGAGAUUACAAAUAUCUCGCCAAAUACUUCCCAUUCAACAAUGUCGGACCAAGGACGGUCUCAGACAAAUAAAGUUGUAGUCAAAGAGAUUACAACUAUCUCGCCAGAUACUUCCCAUUCAACAAUGUCGGACCAAGGACGGUCUCAGACAAAUAAAGUUGUAGUCAAAGAGAUUACAACUAUCUCGCCAGAUACUUCCCAUUCAACAAUGUCGGACCAAGGACGGUCUCAGACGAACAGAAUUGUCGUCAAAGAGAUUACAACUAUCUCACGAAAUACUCCCCAUUCAACAAUGUCGGACCAAGGACAGUUUCAAACAAACAAAAUUAUCGUCAAGAGGUCUCCGAGUGACAUGCACAACUGUGAUGAGGAACAAGGAUGUUACUUUGAUGAUGCUGAAAAUUCAAGAGAUCUUGCAAAUUUAAGUAUUAUCCAUAAAGAAACCAAGUUUGAUCAGAAAAUUAUCAGAUCUUUCACACUUCCUGAAAAUUUCACACCAGAGAUUGAGCAAGUCUCUGUUGAACUGGAUGAAUCCGUAGACCCACCAUCUCAGUCUUCCAGGGACGCUGGUAGAGACAUAUUUUCUGAUGAAUGUUUAGAGAAGCACAAUUAUUAUAGGUCUAAACAUGGUGUCCCUUCACUGACAUUGUCACCUCAGCUGUGCUCCAUUGCUCAGGAAUGGGCUAAUCAUCUUGCCGAAACUGAUAAUUUUCGACACCGACCCGAGCAAAAAUAUGGAGAAAACAUUUACAUGUGCUGUUCUUCUAAUCCUAAAAUCCAGAUCUCUGGUGAAGCUCCAGUUGACGAAUGGUAUAGCGAGAUUGAUAAAUAUCCAUUCGGUGAAGAACCAAGUUUCUUUAACUCAGGUCAUUUCACGCAAGUCGUGUGGCGUUCUAGCACCGAAAUGGGCGUAGGUAAGGCUUGUGGUAAAGCCAACAAGAUCAUUGUUGUUGCAAACUAUAACCCUGCUGGAAACAUUAUUGGUAGUUUUACUGCAAAUGUUCCUCCACCAAAAUAAAACAAGCCUUUAACAUUUUGAACGAAUAUGCUUAGUUACUAAUUUAAAAUAUAAUCUAAUUUAACUGGUUACAGAAAACUAAUUCCAUGUAAUAUAUAUACAGUGUAUAUAUAUAUAUAAAACAUUUAACGUAAGAAAUUAAAUACAUUCCAAUCGACCGAUUAAAUUCUUGACAUGUGUGCUACGGUUUCUAGUCAUUUACCGUUUAAAU